UCAAUUUUUCAGAACGCAAGACUUGUAUUCUUGUGUACAACAAGAUUAUUAAUGCUGCUUCUUUUGUUACCAUUGUUGUUUUUACUGUUUUGUAUAGUUCGAGAGUGGUGUACAUCGUGUGCAGAGAGUACCAAAGUCGGAUGCCAUGGGUCGUCGUCACACCAGCACCGUGGCCAUCCUCAUCCUACCAGAACCCACCGAGCUAGAUAUUGUCAUUGAUGCCAAGGAUUUGAAAUAUGAAGUGUUCAGAGCAUCUGGUGCUGGUGGACAGCAUGUCCAGAAGACAGAGAGUGCAGUACGUGUGACUCACAUCCCAAGUGGCAUUGCAUUCCGUUCUGAAACAUCUCGUGUGCAGAGUGUGAACAGAGAAAACUGCCUGAAGCUGCUUCGAGCCAAGCUCUUUGACAUUGAAUCAUCAAAAAAGGAACAAGAUGAACAGGAGCAUCGCAAAUCGAUUGUGGGCAAGAUGGACUUCAGCGAGAAAGUCAGGACCUUCCAUUACUUUGGGAUGCAGGUUGUUGACCAUCGCUUUGAUCUCAAAACCACUGGACUGACAGCGGUGCUGAACAAUGCUGCCGAUACUGCUGCCUUCCUGGAGAAGGUGGCCACGUCUGCAAAGAUCAGUGCUAUCAGGAAAGCGCUGAGGGCAUCGCCGCCGGACCACAUCUCCGAGUUUAAGCCCAAGACACUCCAUGCGGCCGAGUCCCCGUGAGUGUGUUCCGGGCCGGAGUCAGCAAAUACCCUGAAACCUGUGCACUGUGCAUGGUAUAAACGUAUGUGCUGUGCCGGAUUGACCAACAUGCACAUGGGCGCACUCUGCAAGUCUUUUGUUCCUCGCCCGAACAGAAAACCGCUGGCAUAAGCUCUCAGCUGUUUUUUUCCGCCAUGCUAUUCACGUUACAGUGUGGAUGGUAUAGCAGGCCGCAUAUCCGGGCAGCAGUGUUGCUGUUAUAGGUGCCCACCCCUAUCAUAAGACUCACCACUACAGCUCAGUGGUACAGUACACUGCGAGAGGCAUCGGGCAGCUUGCGUCCUAUUGGCACACUGAACCCGACAUGCAAUUGCCAAUGAAUGCGUUCCGCACUGUACUGCAUGUCGGGUUUCACAGAACACUUUGAUCUCUUGGUGCAAAUUUGAUAUCACUUUGAGGCGACUGACCUGCUUGUACAGAGCUGCAACUCACAACACACAGCAGUCCAUACCUCAUAACAGAAACUACACUCUGGCCUCCUGAUGAGAAGCGGGACUUCCCCCCGGCUUGGCCAUACUCUAGCAUUUAGCACAGGUUCAUUAGCUAUCAUGAAUGCAUUCUUUUCAAGCUGGACAUAAUAAUAAUAAUAUCUUACUGUAUUCAGUCGAGGCACCUAUUUAUUCCAGUUCAUAAGUAUUAUAACUAAAAGAUACUCUAUAGUCUAGACGACUAUGGACAAAGCGGUAUUGUCAUCGCACUGUUGAGUAUGCUCAAUACUGUGUGUAUCAAAAGUAUAUACUUCUGGACUUCUAAUUUUCACCACCCGAACAGUCUGUGUACUCUCUCUCUCUCUCUCUCUCUCUCUCUCUCUCUCUCUCUCUCUCUCUCUCUCUCUCUCUCUCUCUCUCUCUCUCUCUCUCUCUCUCUCUCUCUCUCUCUCUCUCUCUCUCUCUCUCCCUCCUCUCUCACACCUACUCUCUCUCUCUCUCUCUCUCUCACUCUCACUCUCACUCUCUUUCUCUCUCUUCUGAUCCUCCUCCUGCUCCCCCGUCCAUGUCUCUUACGUCUGAUGUUAUGCUCUAUUUAAAUACGUCUCUGUAGGCCGUAUCAUGUUGUCCUUGGGUGUCGCUCUUCUUGCUCUGUUUCUAGUCCUUGCUGUGGGAUCCAUUCUACAUGUUGUUGCUCUUGCAGUAGGCAUUGGCUGAGAAACUGGAGUCGCCGCUGUAGCCA
Sycon ciliatum is the source of this 1921-nucleotide messenger RNA. RefSeq names its product peptide chain release factor 1-like. Gene Ontology annotation, biological process: translational termination. Gene Ontology annotation, molecular function: translation release factor activity. Bases 146 to 712 code for a protein of 188 amino acids. NCBI's taxonomy places the organism in Eukaryota, Metazoa, Porifera, Calcarea, Leucosolenida, Sycettidae. The record is from RefSeq and is a predicted model, not a curated record. The transcript is spliced from 5 exons.